CGCCAAACGGGAACAAUGCUAAUUUCGAUGAAUUUUCCGGUUUAGUGGACUUCAAAACGGUACCCACAUCAGCCUUGGAUGCGUCGUUCCCGACCUUGCCCACGUUAUUGGAAGAGGAAGAGCAGGGCUUUUCUCUUGCGAAUUCCAACGAAGCAAAUCCGUAUAGUAGUUACGCCAGAGGUGGUGUAACAACAUCUUUCCCUUCCAGUAGCUCUUUGAGUGUAUUACCAGAACAACCCCCCUUCUCCUUCCUGCAACAGCAAUCCUUGUCGCAAGCAAGUACUUCUUCUGCGUACCGGGCGCCGACGAACCCAAAGAUGAUCAAAACGAUGUUUCACGUGAGUCUGACCGGCCUGGGGCAGGAGCAGGCGCUGGCGCGCGCGUUGGCCUCGCGAGCGGGGAAGGAAAGGUUUUUGACCACCUUCAUGGAGCUCACGGCCAGCACCGGGCUGGGCACGGAGAUUGGGCUCUCCAUGAGCGACAUCCGGUCCGCGGCCAUCUGCGACACCAAUCUGCUGAGCGAGGGGGAAGAGGAAGAGAAGACGUCGAAUCUGCUGGAGCUGGGCAGAGAUGUUGACGAGCAGCAGGGUACUAUACCUUCUGACAACACCAUGAAAAUGUCGUCCAAGGAAGUUGCAGACGCUGUUCCUGGUGUACAGGACGAGAAUAAGUCCCCGGGUAGUACGAGUGGAACUACAGCUUCUACUUUGGUCAACCGUAAAAAGGCCAUGGUCGGCGCGGCCAAGGAAUCCUUCUCCAUCGCAGUAGCCACGCCGACAAAAGCGGUAGUUUUAUGAUAAUGUGGUCGCUGAUCUCUCUGUCUUGAACUUUUUAGUUCUUUUGUCACGUAAUUAAAGUGUCUCUGUGUGUCUGUGCGCAGGGCAGCUGCACGAAGCUGGGAUAUAUCUAUGUCGCGAGAUAACAAAAAACCAUGGCACUAUUACAACAGUUUCCGGAGGCCCUGGUCGGCGCCCUUGGGGCGGAGAAGGUUACCUCCACGGCCGCGCCCUUCGGUCUCGGGACGCCGGUGUUUCUCGGGAAAAAGUGCGAGUUUGUGGUGGUCCACGCGUUGGAGAGGCCGGACGUGAACGCGCUGUCCUUUCAGAAAGCCUCGUUUGCGGUGAUGGGCUGCGACUCCACCGAGUUGGGCAAGGGCGAGCCCAACAUCGACGUCAUGGCAACCCGGUGCACCGGCGCCGCCGUUGAGGAUUAUGCUGCGAGAAGCGGGACCUUCAACAUCCGAGCGAGCGGGUGCGAAAGCACGCAGAACACGGUGCCGGCCCCGGUUUAACUAGGUAGGGAUCUUUGACAACGUGGCGGGCUGCUCGGGGGGAGGCAAGGAUACUUAUUUUUUUGUAGAAGUUGAUGUGCGUGGUCAAAUGGGCAGGAGGGGCAGGGCAAAAACAAGUAGGAUCUAACAGAAAUAUGAAAUUCAAAAAAUUCAGCCGCAUUUUUACUUCGCAAGAUGGAAGCUACACCAAGGCUUUGAUUCCAACACAACUAAACAAGAGUCAAAUUCCGACUCAAGUCAGAACAUUUUAGAAUAGAAACAUACGUCGACACUGUGAAAAUAAUGUCCAGCGACUUCGCAAAGAGUCUAAGUAUGUCUCAAAAUGAAAUUUGUACACUAAGGUUUCAUCGUUUUUUGAACAAUAUUAUAGUAAUGCUGCAUUGAGUCUUUUUCCUCCUCGGCACGUUUCGCAUUUCGUUUCGAAUUUUUUUUUUUCAAUCUGCAAGCCCGCGCUGUGAUUUCGCAAAACUGCAAGAGCAGUACGAGGACCUCGUACCAUAUUCGCAGGAUUGGCAAUGCUAGUACUGCUAGAGCCUAGUGCAAUUUAUUCCCAAGGAAGUCAUGAUUUUUCGAAAGUCGCGAUCAGAAAAUGAAUGUGAUUCUUACUAGAACGGUGAGUGUAAAAAUAAUGUACGGCCUCUAGGCGACGCUGCACAAGCAGAAUUACUGCGAACCAACAAGUUACUUAC
Amoebophrya sp. A120 is the source of this 1980-nucleotide messenger RNA. NCBI's taxonomy places the organism in Eukaryota, Dinophyceae, Syndiniales, Amoebophryaceae. The record is from the annotation of a GenBank genome assembly.